Messenger RNA from Batrachochytrium dendrobatidis JAM81, 441 nucleotides. RefSeq lists its product as uncharacterized. The transcript has a single exon. NCBI's taxonomy places the organism in Eukaryota, Fungi, Chytridiomycota, Chytridiomycetes, Rhizophydiales. Bases 1 to 441 code for a protein of 146 amino acids. The record is from RefSeq and is a predicted model, not a curated record.
AUGACAAAAAAAGAAGCGGAUGCGAUGGAAGCAAAGACGCUACUAUCCAUGAAGACCUAUCUUAUGGAGAAACUCCAAGCAUCCCCUAUCGAUUUGCCUACUGACAUAUAUGAUUCAACGGGAAGCCAAAUUCAAGAAUGGGACGGAAUCUUAUUGUCAAAAGAUAUUCUUUAUCUCUUGGAAGCAAAACAUGCCAUGACAGUCGAAAAAGUUGAGAAAAUCGCAGAAAGGGUGAAUCAAUUUCCUAAAAUGAUUCAACUUUCGUCUCAAAAAAUACUUAAUGCAAAGUAUAGUAAGAUUGUUGGAGUUGCUUGUGGAGCCCGAUUCCCCGAUGGCUGUCGCGAAGAAGCUCAUCGAUUAGGAUUAAUGGUUGUUUAUCCGUCGGGAAGUCAUUACAGAGUUGAUGGCAAGGUUGAAUUUGAUUACACUAUUAAAAGAUGA